AUGGCCAAAGGAAGCAACAACACCAAUAACAACGAAAAGGAAGCUUUACCUUCCACUCCUAUCACAAGUAACACCACCACAACAACCAUGUCAUCAACAACAAGCACUUCAUCGGCUCCAGCCAUCUCCGUCACAAAACCACAACAACAACAACUUCCUCAACCGGCUUCACAUUCCAGUUUCUCUCUGAAAGACACUUUGAAAACUGUUGGAGUUUCUGUCGGUGUUUCCUUAUUGAUGGUCACCUUGUAUCACCACUUUUUCAUGAGCAAAACGGUGGAGGAUGUGGAAAAUGUGAGGAGUUAUAUUGCAAAAAUUAAAAUUCCGUUGAAUACCAUCUUGGAAAAGACCAAAGCAAUUGGAGUGUCAUCCUUGUUUCAGAAAAAGUAA
This is a messenger RNA of Naegleria fowleri, 390 nucleotides long. RefSeq lists its product as uncharacterized. Lineage: Eukaryota; Heterolobosea; Eutetramitea; Acrasida; Naegleriidae. The record is from RefSeq and is a predicted model, not a curated record. The transcript has a single exon. Bases 1 to 390 code for a protein of 129 amino acids.